Molecule: messenger RNA, 5072 nt
Organism: Etheostoma cragini (Arkansas darter)
Lineage: Eukaryota; Metazoa; Chordata; Actinopteri; Perciformes; Percidae
Product: neurexophilin-1
Exons: 2
Coding region: 424-1254 (276 amino acids)
Molecular function (GO): signaling receptor binding
Source: RefSeq, a predicted model, not a curated record
CUCUCUUGCCAGUCUCAGCUGCAGGAGGCUGCAGCUCCAUCACUUCAGGAUCUUCACUGGCACCGGUUACCAGCUCUGAUCUGCCCACUUCCCAGUCAAGCCAUUUUAUUCUGACCCGGGAUCUCUUUAUUUGUUUGCAUGGAAGAUAUCAUCCUACCACAUAUUCAUGGAUUUCUCCUACCAGAACUAAUUUGACUCAAACCCGGGAUUGGUGAAAACAAAACAAAAAAGACAAAAAGGGGUUACUCCAGCGAUUGUUUUAAGGUUUGUGGAAGCUGCAGUUCAGCCUGUCUUGGACAUGGGACCGUGCGUCAGCCGGGAGGGAUCCGGUUCCUGAAGGAGGAAAAGCCCGUGUGCGGGAGUUUUUUUUCAUUUUUGUUUUUUGUUACAGGGGAGGGGGAGCUGUGGGUUUUACGCGCCGAAAUGAUGCGUCCCAACCGCGGCUUCAUCCUGCUCCUCCUCAACGGAACCGCUUGUUUGGUGGCACUGGGUCAAGAAGACGACUCCACCAGCCCCAAGAGCUCUUCAGACGACUCCUCCAAGACGGUGGGCCUCCUGAGCGGGCAGGCUCCCCUUUCGCCCCUGAGCCGCUGGAUGCUUCACAGUAAGAGCAGAGCUGCUAAUACCACCUCUCUGGAGCUGCCCUACCGCUCCCCAGUCCCUUUCUCCAAGCAGGAGUUUUCUAAGCAGGAAUUCUGGGAGAUGUUAGGUAGUGACCUGCUCAAACCCGAUUCAUCCAGCUCCAGGGUCAAACGGCGGCCCAUCGUUAAGACCGGCAAGUUCAAGAAGAUGUUUGGCUGGGGAGACUUCUAUUCCAAUAUCAAGACGGUAAGGCUUAACCUGCUGAUCACCGGCAAGAUUGUGGACCAUGGUAACGGCACGUUCAGCGUCUACUUCCGCCACAACUCCACGGGUCAGGGCAACAUCUCAGUCAGCCUGGUGCCACCUGUCAAGGCGGUGGAGUUUGACCUGGAGCGCCAGAGCGUGGUCUACCCCAAGGACUCAAAGAUCUUCAACUGCCGCGUGGACUAUGAGAAGGUGGAUCGCAGCAAGCGCACCUCGCUGUGCAACUACGACCCAUCCAAGACCUGCUUCCAGGAGCAGAUUCAGAGCCACGUGUCCUGGAUUUGCUCCAAGCCUUUUAAGGUGAUCUGUAUCUACAUUUCCUUCUACAGUACAGACUACCGCCUGGUCCAGAAGGUUUGUCCGGACUACAACUACCAUAAUGAGAUGCCCUACCUGCCCUCGGGCUAGAAGACUCAGAGGGGGGAGGAGAGGUGGGAGGGGAGAGGAAAAAGGGGGGUGAAUCGGAGUGACUGUAACACAUGAGAAGGAAACCAGGGCUGUGAAUCGUCCUUAAUGCCAUUGUGGCAGCAAGACACCUUAAAAAAAAAACUCUCUGUAGCCUAACUAUUGUAAAAACAUAUAUGCAAGACAAAAAUUACAGUAUGCAUAAUGAUGACAGUGAGGCAUUUGGAAUGCGGCAGCAUUCAUUAACUGGACUGGUCGUGAAAAUCAAACAUGCACAUUCUUACCUCAAUUCAGUUUCUAAAUGCCAACUCGUCGCCAGCUAAUUCUCUCUUCCAUUAUGCCACUCGUGAAUGUGAAUGUCCUUUUCAUCACCCUUUACUAUAAUUCACUCUUUUGCAAAGUCACAAGGCAGCAUUUCCAGGAAUGGUGCGAUACGAUUCACAUGAGAGUAUGCAAAUUCAGACUUUAUUACAAACAUCACGCAGGGUACACGCACCCCCACCCCUCCUUCGCACAGUUACUAGUAGCCAGAGAGGACAUGGAGUUUAAAAAAAAAACAUGAUGGAUUUAUCAGAAAAGGUAAUUAUGUUCACUGAAGCUUCUGCGCAGUAGUCACCAGACGCCCCAGUCUUCUGAACAUAGCCAUGCUGAGACAUACAGAGAGAGUUGCGUGGAGGUGAUAGGCUUAAUUAGUUUUUUAGCAACUCAUUUGGCAAUGGCUUGAAUCUAACAGAUGUUCAAUAAUUUUAAAACGUUACACACUAAAGCUUUAACAACUCGCACACUGUAAAUGAUUAAAAAGUUACCAGAGGGAACACAAAGCGUUGUUUUCUCAAUAAGAGUAGAUUCAUGUAAAGUGUAACACACCAGUGGAUCAUUUAGGUUACACUCAAAUAAAAGUCUCUUCAAGGGGCAUGGACUUUAAGUCUGUACCAAAAAAAAGUUCCUUUCACCACCCCCCCCUCCCUCGUCAACAUCCUCAUGUGUAAGCAUCCCACCACGGCAUUGUCAAUGUGUAGUUUACGUUCGCAGCCUGCCAAAUCUAAUCACAAUACAUCUCUCAGUUAUGUCACCUCUAUUUCAAUAAAAGAGGAAUAAGAGGGGGAGAGGGAGGAAGAAAAGAUAAUAAAAUUUGCAAGAAAAAGCAAUUGCUCAACAAAGAUUCAGGGACAGGACUUAAGACAAGUUCAGCGUGGGGGGGAAUAACUAGAUUCUGCAUAGAGAUAGAGUUGGCCCUCCACACUUAAGAGAGAGAGGGGGGAGGGGGGGAGAAGGAGGUGGAGGAGUGAGAAAGGGAGGGAUUCAGUGAGCUGUUUUAAUUAAAGUGGAGAAGGAGACUUAGAAUAUGCAGCUCCUUCUAUUGUCCCCUCUGUAUGAAAAAGAUUACAUUUUGUUGCCGUCAGGAUUCCUGAUUUCACGCCUUGAUAACUUUGACUGUGUGAGGCAGAUUGCUCUCUCCCGACAAAUUCUGUGUUCACUAAAGUCGGCCUGUUAUCUUGAAUAAAUGAAAAUAUUAUCAUAAUAAUUACAUAUAAUUUAAUCUUCUUUAGAACUAAUUAAGGUUUCAACGGGAGGGCAAAAUGUAUUCCUAAAAAUCAAGUCAGCGAGUAGGAAGAUGAGAGGACGUUCACGGGGAGGGUUGUGUUUUUUUGCGCUGAGCCCGGAGUUGAGUGCUCUCAUUAAGAUAAAUGGCUGCUGGCUGGCCCAUUUCAUGUUGCUUUCUGUAGACAGUAUCAGUGGAGAGAAGUGCACAAUGGAGCUAUAAAUUAGGUAGGCUGACAUUUUGUUGGUGAGAGUGCACAAUGACUUUUUGGUGAACAGUCACCAGACAGGUGUGAAGAGUCAUUAAACAGUGAGGUCAGGUAACCAGUUUGAUGCUAAUGUUCUGUGAAGCCAGGGAUUUAGCUCAGAUUGGUGCGUGCUUGGCUGGAGCUAUGCAGCGAUGUCCCAGGUGGACCGCCGCAACGGUAAGCAAUCCCCAUGAAGCAAACCUCCUUUAUGUGUGUGUGUGUGUGUAUUAGAGGGGGGGGGGGGAGCAUAAAGCCAGACAUAAAUGAUUUGUCUUUACUGCUUUGUGUGAGAUUGAGGGGCCGAUAAAAUAGGGAUAGGGCUAAAUACAGUGGCAAAGACCUGUAAAUCUGCACAUCAAAGCUCUGCAUUUGUUUUAGUUCAUCUUAAUGGGGGGAGUAGCUCCUCUCCAUAUGCGACCUCAUCAACUUGUGGCCGCAAGCAAAUAGCAGCAGUGCACAAGCGAUUCUGCAGGGGACAGGCAGCUACAGCACCCGCAACAAUGAUAAAGGCUGUUCAUCUUGCAAAGUCAAACGUCCGGGUCCACUUGCGCGUGAUUGUUUUAUCAAAACAAAACAUGAACCGAUAUAUGUUAACAACACCGGUGUCUGUGUCUCUGCUGUAAGUGUCUCACAAUUAAGAAUCUUUACAGAGGGGAUUUUCCAUCAAUCAGAGUGCCAACUGAGAAAGCUUGUAAGGACAGAUUCUGAUUCCCGUCACAUCACAGAAAUGCAGAAUUAAUGUGAAAGCAUAUAGAGAGAGUCAGAGUGGAACAUGCAAUAUAGAUGUAGGUCCUGUCUGCCUGAUGAGAUACAAAGCUUGUAAAAUGAACAUCAACAAGCAUGAAUGAACCUCUGCUUAUUGAUUUCCUCAGCCUCCAACACUCUUCACCCCGUUCCUCUCCAGAAGUCUGCAUGUUGCUCAGCCAUAUGCCCCGCCAUCUUCACACUGUGGUCCUCUCCUUGUGUGUGACCCGGCUGAAUGGCCUAAGCCUCCCUACCCUCUCUACCUCCCUUACCCUGGCGUUGAACCCUGCUGUGAGUAGUUCCUCAUUGCUGCCCUGCCCGCCCUCCUGCACACAGCGCUGAGCUGAGCUGGCUAAUCUCUGUGAGCUUAAUGCCGAGCCAACGGAACUCCCCUCUCUUCUUCUCUAUCUAUCUAUUUUCCUCUAUAUCUAUGUCCCAUCAAACAAAUGCGUGUGCACACACAGUCUUAAGAUGUGCUGGUUUAGGUAUUUCCUCUCUCCUGUUCAAAGCAUCUUACUUAAGCCCGGGAUUGUGAGGACAUGAAAUCUCCUCAAGAGCAUGCCAACGGCGUGCCCGACACAGAUACGCCUCAGUAACCUCAAUACCCCUCUCCCCGCCUCCUGCAGGGCGACCAGAGAGAAGCUGGAUACUCACACAUGUUGGAAUCAAAGCUGGUCCACAUGGGCCCACAAUACUGAGCUCAUUUGGAAAAAAACAAGGACACAUCUUGGCCUACAUGCUGAGAAGAAGCCCCUCACUCUGCUCCUUAAUGAUCCUCUCAGAUUUACAGCAAUACUCUCACUGAGACUCCACCCUCUCCGCCUCUCUCCGGGGAGCGUUAAAAAGGCUUGCUGGACUAAGUUUAAGAGACAGCCAUAUUGCUGUGGGAUGGACGGUGUUGUUACGGCAGCAGCCUUACUGUUGACUCAUCUAAUGCCAACAGGCGUGGAUAUUUGGCCUUAGAGACUGCAAGACAACACUGGUCUCAGCUCAGAAUAGUAACAAAAACAUGUAUAUAUAUAGAUAUAUGUAUAUCUAUAUCUAUAUAUAUAGAUAUAUAUAGAUAUAUUGAUAUAAAAGCUAAGAGUCCUCAGAUCUGAAUAAAGUUGUAUUUAAAUGUGGGUGAUGCAGUGGAGGUUGUCUGUUUUAUCUUUCUGUUCCUCAUGCUUUUGUUUCUCUAUGUCAUGUGGAUGAUAUACUGUAUGGAUGAUAUGAUGGCAUUUACUGUGGUUUCCAACAUUCUAAAAAUCAAUAAAGUACACAAGUACUUAAGUAGUACUUAAACCA